Molecule: messenger RNA, 1164 nt
Organism: Fimicolochytrium jonesii
Lineage: Eukaryota; Fungi; Chytridiomycota; Chytridiomycetes; Spizellomycetales; Powellomycetaceae
Exons: 4
Coding region: 1-1164 (387 amino acids)
Biological process (GO): protein insertion into mitochondrial outer membrane; phospholipid transport; establishment of mitochondrion localization
Cellular component (GO): SAM complex; ERMES complex
Source: RefSeq, a predicted model, not a curated record
AUGAUAGACUACCUCUCGCAUAUCCUUCGCACCUACCACCAUGCCACCCGCUACCGCCCAGACGAUUCGUACACGUCGCUCACCCUCGACUCUCGUUGCAUCCUCGAUUUUCCGGUCCCGCGCGGACUCAGCGUCACGCUGGGGAAAUGCAUCUCGCCGGAAUUGAAGGCGUCUUAUACCGUGGGGAUACCCAACAUACGGAGCGCAGGGUUUUUGUUUACGAGCUUGCCAGUUGCCGGGGAGGUCGGAGCGUUGUGGGGGGACAAUGAGGGGGAUGGGGAGGGGGGCUUGCUGGGCAUGGACAGGGAGAGGGAGAGGGAAAGGGGGACUACGGAGGUGAAGGUUGUUUCGACGGUCAACAGAGAGGAGGGUGGGAAUGAACUGCCUGCAAAUGCAGCAGCCGUGGCGCUGGAUCUUGAUGCGCGAGACAUAUCAACCCACGACAAGGCGGAGACGGAGACAAAGAAGUAUCUCCUUUACGGCCGAAUCUUUGAGGAUCUCCGCCUGGAAGCCAUGUACAUCCGCUCGCUGUCACAACGUACACAUUUUGUUGCGUCAGGUGUAAACUCCUGGCGGCGGGCACCAAACGGAGCCAGUUCAAUAAGCGCACAGUUACUUCAUGCAGGUGAAUCCUACAACGCGGGGCUGAGUUGGACGUCGGAUGACCAGGUGUUGGGGGUCAGCGGGUUGUUCCGGUUUGGGAACACUGGGUGGGCAGCUGGAUCUGAGGUGUGUUAUACCGCCAAGGAGAAAAGCGGUGGUCUCUCAUUUGGCGCCCGCUACAAAUCCCUCGCUCCCUCCCGGCAACCACCAUUAUCCACGUCACCUUAUCCACCACAUGCCGUGAGAUCCGCCCUAACAUUCCUCGCCAACCCCAUCAUGGGCCACUUCAGCACCAGCUACACCACCACCGUCCGGUCCGGACUGACCAUGUCAACACGUUACGAUAUCAAUGUGUACAGCUAUGAGGCCGAUCUUGCGGUCGGGUUGGAGUACUUGAGGAAGGAUAGGAGUCAGAUGGUUAAGGCCAGGGUUAGCUUGGUUGAGGGCCUGGCACUGAAACUGGAAGGCCAGUAUAGACGAGCCUUGCUUAGUAUUGGCUUGAUGACGGAGUUUGCACGGAAUCCCCGGCGGUCGAUCGGGAUAGAGUUGCAGGUUUCAUAA